Molecule: messenger RNA, 969 nt
Organism: Adineta ricciae
Lineage: Eukaryota; Metazoa; Rotifera; Eurotatoria; Adinetida; Adinetidae
Source: the annotation of a GenBank genome assembly
AUGGCUAAUCCUAAACGAACGAUUUAUGUCGGUGGCUUAGCUGAUGAAGUCGAUGAGAAGACAAUUCAUGCAGCAUUUAUUCCAUUCGGUGAUAUUUUUGAAGUUCAAUUACCGAUGGAUUAUGAAACACAAAAACAUCGUGGCUUUGCCUUUGUUGAAUACGAAACUGCAGACGAUGCUGCAGCCGCUAUUGAUAAUAUGAACGAUUCCGAACUAUUCGGUCGAGCUAUACGCGUGAAUUUAGCUAAACCGGUUCGUUUGAAAGAUACCAGUUCUAAGCCGGUUUGGUCAGAAGAUCAAUGGUUGUCCGAAGCGAUGAAUGCUACAGACAAAGAUGCAUCGUCCACUGACGAUAACAAUAACAGCACAACUACAAGUUCAACAAAACCAGCAGGAGCAGAUUCGAAAGAAACUGAUGUUGAUGAACUCGAUUUGGAUACAGGUCGACCAUUAUCCAAACGAAUCAAAUCAACAGCGAAUCCACGUGUCUAUUUCGAUAUUGAAAUCAACGGUGGCCGAGCGGGACGAUUAGUUUUUACCCUCUACGCAGACAUCGUUCCAUUAACAGCAGAGAAUUUUCGUUGUUUAUGCACACAUGAGAAAGGUUUCGGCUUUCGACACACAUCAUUCCAUCGUAUUAUUAAAGAAUUCAUGGCACAAGGUGGUGACAUGACCAAAGGAAAUGGAACAGGAGGAAAAUCAAUCUAUGGGCGAACAUUCAAAGACGAAAAUUUUAAUUUAAAACAUACACAUGCUGGUCAAUUAUCAAUGGCGAAUUCCGGUCCGAAUAGUAAUGGUUCCCAGUUUUUCAUUACGUUUGUUAAAUGUGAUUGGUUAGACAAUAAACAUGUUGUAUUCGGUGAAGUUAUUGAAGGUUUUGAAUUGUUGAAGAAGAUUGAAGAUGCAGGAACAAAAAGUGGAACAACAACAAAAACAGUGACAAUUGCUGAUUGUAACGAAUUCAAAUAG